This is a messenger RNA of Sphaeramia orbicularis (orbiculate cardinalfish), 1164 nucleotides long. RefSeq names its product chromosome 20 C11orf65 homolog (gene c20h11orf65). The transcript has 9 exons. The record is from RefSeq and is a predicted model, not a curated record. Bases 33 to 803 code for a protein of 256 amino acids. Lineage: Eukaryota; Metazoa; Chordata; Actinopteri; Kurtiformes; Apogonidae.
AGCAUUAGCCCCAACGAGAUUUAACAAACACCAUGAGUGCUGAGGAUCCUCCAGAGCGUACGGUGCACCAGGUAGCAGCCAAGAUCAUCCAGAAGACCUGGAGGAGUUAUAUGAACAGAGAGGUGUUCAAGUAUUUCAAAGAGCUGAUUCGUCUCUGCAACCAAGGAGAUCCACAGAUGAUCCUCAAAACUGUCAACCCACGAGAGGCUGAGUUGCUGGACGCCACCGCAGGUGUGUUCAUCAGGUUUCGACUCGGAGGGAUCAGCUUCCCCCCGAACAUCUACUACAAGGUCUUCACCUACAGGCCCAUCACCGACAUGUGUGCCAGCAGCCCGCGGGACUACACCAAACCGGGCCGGAGGAAACCGGAGGACCAGACCGGAUGGUACCGACGGAUGGAGAACAACGGCUGGAGGCUCUUCAGUAACAAGAUGCUUCCUAAAGAUGAGUCCACGGUGAUCGGCGCUGACAAAAAACUGGACUUUCACUACUCGAAGCUGCAGCGACGACAGGACGUGGACAGGUGGAGGAAGAGGAGGAAGCUGGAGUGGCUCAGACACAUGUACAGACGGGGUCGUCUGCAGAGCCGACUAGCGAUGGACGCCACUGAGAAGAAUGAGGAGGUUCAGGAGGAGGAGCAGGAGGAGCAGGAGGAGCUGGAGGAGCUGGAGGAGCUGCUGACCUGGUCCAACACUCUGAACUUUGAGGAGUACCUGCUCCAUUGGGGUCGUAUGGCCUGUAGUUUGACGUCUGAACAGACUAAAGAUCCUCGUGUCUUUCCUGGUUCGGCCGCUGAACACUAACACCGUCUCCACAUCAGCAUCAUCCACGUGGCCUCUGACGAGCAGAACACAAUCAAACACUCUAAUAUGAAGCAUCAUCACCAGGAUGGAGCCGUAACGAUGUUUUUAUUACAGCGGUGAACGAGGCAUUAGAGCGAUUAUGAGUCAUUAGAUGAACCUCAUUGACCAGGAACAACAAAUGUGUUAGUGAACCGAGGAGAUUAAAACAGAGCAAUUAGACACUUAGCAGACGGUUCAGUUACAGAGCCACUGUGGAAACGACACGACGGGGCUGUGAUUUCAAUGUUCUGACUAUGACUGUGAUGUACAUUAACCUUUACAUACUGUUCUGUCACUAGGGUUUGGUUCAGUUUGAAGAAGA